Messenger RNA from Lonchura striata (white-rumped munia), 1186 nucleotides. RefSeq names its product coiled-coil domain containing 86 (gene CCDC86). NCBI's taxonomy places the organism in Eukaryota, Metazoa, Chordata, Aves, Passeriformes, Estrildidae. The record is from RefSeq and is a predicted model, not a curated record. Gene Ontology annotation, cellular component: nucleolus.
CACAAAGAUGGCGGCCGUACCCGGUACAAAGAUGGCGGCCGCCGCCGUGCGCGGAGCGCGUUGCCCAAUACAAAAAUGGCGGCCAGGAAGGCGCUCUGGCUUCGCGCUUCCGCGGGGAGCGCUGCAAUGACGUCAUCUCCCUGCGACGCCGAGCCGCGUGGAUCAUGGAGGGGGAGAACGAGGGGACCCCGGGACCGGGACCGGGACCGGGAGCCACCCCAGAGGGGCCCGGCGGGGCCGCCUCGGCUCCGGCCGCGGCUCGGCGGCGGCGGAAAGGCGGCAAGAAGCGGCAGGAGGCGGUGGUGGCCAUCCCGCGGGGCAAGCCCAAGUCGGGACGGGUGUGGAAGGAUCCCGGGAAGAAGAGGUUCUCCCACAUGAUCCAGGACAAGGCGCUCCGCAGCUCCUGGGCACGGAAAAUGAAGGAGAGGCAGGAGAGGAAGCUGGUCCGGGAUCUGGCACGGCAGCUGGAGGAAGCCAAGCAGAGGGAGAAAGAGGAAAAGAAGCGGCGGCGGGAGGAAAACCUGAAGCGGCGCCUGGAAAACGAGCGGAAAGCCGAGAUUGUCCAAGUGAUCCGGAACCCCCUGAAGCUCAAGAGGGCCAAGAAGAAGCAGCUGAGGCGGGUGGAAAAGCGGGAUACGCUGGCCCUGCUCCAGAAGACGCCCGUGAGGCGCAGCACGGCCACGGAAUGAGGCAGGAUUUGGGAUACUGCCACCAGGAUCCUGCUCCUUCCCAGGGCUUUUCCCUCAGCUUGCCAGGCAGGAAUGGCUGGCAGGACCCUCAGUGUUGGACAAACAACAGGACAGAGCUGGGGGGUGUAUUCCACAGGCAUUCCUGCUGCUGGAUCCCCCAGUCCCUGAGGAAUCAGGAUGCAGCUGGUGCCAGAGGCUGGAACAGAACUUUGCUUUCCCAAAUUUGCCUUUUCCUUAUAAAAAUGAAUAGGAACUGAGACGGAUUUGUUUCCAGUGGCUCUGGGAACUGGUGGCUCCAGCUGGGGCCUUCCCUAAGGCAUUCCUAGGAUUGGAGUGUGCCAUGGGCCCUCAUUCCUUGAAGGGAAUUCCUGUUGGGAAUGAGCCCCGGAACCCAUCAGCAAGGAAGGGGGCAUGUUGUCACACCCCCUCCUGUGUGGGGGCAAUGCUGGGAAUUCGCUGGGGGCUGGAAGUUGGAAAUCCACAUGGAUUUAACAUUC